This is a messenger RNA of Scleropages formosus (Asian bonytongue), 2679 nucleotides long. Its product is annotated as WD repeat-containing protein 48. Bases 19 to 2052 code for a protein of 677 amino acids. Gene Ontology annotation, molecular function: ubiquitin binding. The record is from RefSeq and is a predicted model, not a curated record. Gene Ontology annotation, biological process: double-strand break repair via homologous recombination. Lineage: Eukaryota; Metazoa; Chordata; Actinopteri; Osteoglossiformes; Osteoglossidae. The transcript has 19 exons.
GAGCUGUCAACAUGUAAGAUGGCGGCCCAUCACAGGCAAAAUGCUGCUGGGCGGAGGAAAGUCCAGGUGUCUUAUGUCAUCCGAGAUGAGGUGGAGAAGUACAAUCGCAACGGGGUGAACGCACUGCAGCUGGACCCUGCCCUGAAUCGGCUUUUUACCGCUGGGAGGGACUCUAUCAUCAGGAUAUGGAGCGUCAACCAGCACAAGCAAGACCCCUAUAUAGCAUCUAUGGAGCAUCACACGGACUGGGUCAAUGACAUCGUUCUCUGUUGCAAUGGAAAGACGUUGAUCUCUGCCUCGUCGGACACCACUGUGAAAGUGUGGAAUGCGCAUAAGGGAUUCUGCAUGUCUACGUUGCGAACACAUAAGGACUACGUCAAAGCCCUUGCUUAUGCAAAAGACAAGGAGCUGGUGGCAUCAGCAGGCCUAGACAGACAGAUCUUCCUGUGGGACGUAAACACACUAACGGCACUGACAGCCUCCAACAACACUGUCACCACCUCUUCUCUUAGUGGGAACAAGGACUCCAUCUACAGCCUGGCCAUGAAUCAGAUGGGAACAGUAAUUGUGUCAGGGUCCACGGAGAAGGUGCUGAGAGUCUGGGACCCUCGGACCUGCGCUAAACUAAUGAAGCUGAAAGGACACACAGACAAUGUGAAAUCAUUAUUGUUGAACAGGGAUGGCACUCAGUGUCUCUCUGGCAGCUCCGACGGGACCAUCCGCCUGUGGUCACUGGGCCAGCAGAGGUGCAUUGCCACCUACCGGGUGCACGAUGAGGGCGUGUGGGCGCUGCAGGUCAACGAAGCCUUCACCCAUGUCUACUCCGGUGGCCGUGACCGCAAAGUGUACUGCACCGACCUGCGGAGCCCUGACAACCGUGUGCUCGUCUGCGAAGAGAAGGCUCCUGUGCUUAAGAUGGAACUGGAUCGAUCAGCAGACCCCCCUCCAGCCAUCUGGGUAUCCUCAACCAAGUCCUCCGUGAACAAGUGGUCCCUCAAGGGAAUCCACAACUUCCGAUCAUCUGGCGAUUACGACAACGACUGCAGCGCUCCCUUGACACCCAUGUGCACGCAACCCGAGCAGGUCAUCAAAGGUGGCGCGAGCAUCAUUCAGUGUCACAUUCUCAAUGACAAGAGACACAUACUGACCAAAGACACCAACAACAACGUGGCGUACUGGGACGUCCUAAAGGCAUGUAAAGGUGAAGACUUGGGGAAGGUAGAGUUUGAUGAGGAAAUCAAAAAGCACUUCAAGAUGGUUUAUGUGCCAAACUGGUUCUCUGUGGAUCUGAAAACAGGGAUGCUGACAAUCACCUUAGACGAGAGUGACUGUUUUGCUGCCUGGGUCUCCGCCAAGGAUGCCGGUUUCUCCAGUCCUGAUGGGUCGGACCCAAAGUUGAAUCUGGGUGGCUUGCUGCUCCAGGCCCUCCUGGAGUACUGGCCAAGAACACACAUAAACCCCAUGGAGGAAGAGGAAAAUGAGGUCAACCAUGUCAACGGGGAGCAGGAGAACCGGAUACAGAAAGGGAACGGCUACUUCCAGGUGCCACCACACACGCCGGUCAUCUUUGGGGAGGCAGGAGGGCGGACCCUCUUCAGGCUUCUGUGUCGGGACUCGGGCGGAGAGACGGAGUCCAUGCUGCUCAACGAGACUGUGCCCCAAUGGGUGAUUGACAUCACUGUGGACAAAAACAUGCCUAAAUUUAACAAAAUUCCAUUCUACCUCCAACCUCAUUCGUCCUCCGGUGCAAAAACACUAAAGAAGGACCGUCUGUCUGCCAGCGACAUGCUGCAGGUGCGCAAAGUGAUGGAACACGUCUACGAGAAGAUCAUCAACCUUGACAACGAGUCACAGGCCACCAGCGCCUCGACCAAUGACAAGCCAGGCGAGCAGGAGAAGGAAGAAGACAUGGCCGUGUUGGCCGAGGAGAAGAUCGAGCUGCUAUGUCAGGACCAGGUCCUCGACCCCAACAUGGACUUGCGAACGGUGAAGCAUUUCAUCUGGAAGAGCGGUGGUGAUCUGACCCUUCACUACAGACAGAAAUCGACGUGAACCUAAGGUGUGGGACUCGCGGUGCGCCAGUCGCCAUCCUCCUGUCGCCAGCUUGGACUUCCAAACUCAUCAGACUGGUUCUAAGAGUAGUACUGUAGGGGGCCACCCAACCCUGUGCUAGAUAUUUCUCUGUGGCCAGGCCUACCACAGCCUCCAAUUGUCCAAGGGGGGUAGUUUCGUUCUGUAACAUAGAAACAUUGUAGAAACUCCAGCAGAAGUCACUGUUUUCCAGUUAAGCCACACUGCAGAAAAAAGGAGCAAAGACAUUGGGUGUUGGGUGUGGGCUGUGUUGCUGUGUACAGCGGAUGGGUUUAAUCACAUCUUCAGGACACUUACAUUUUGACUUAUUUUCACUGCGCUCCCCACCCCCAGUAAAAUCUUUAAUAAUUUAUGAUUUUGGAAGGUUUAUUUUGCUUUGUGAUUCUAGUUGUAAACUGCACUCAUCUGUCUCCCCCCCCCAGUACAUUCCAGAAACACCAGUUGUUUUGCUCUUUCAGUGAUUGUGUGGAUUUCAGCGAGGACACUCAGGCAGCAAUUCAAAGCAAUCGGAAUUAGGUCCUAUAGAAAGUGCUGAUGUGUUUCUUCCAGAAACAAAUUAGCUGUUACAUUUUUUUUUUUUUUUUUUUU